GUCGGCACACAGCGGUCACACCGAGCUUGUCGGCCCUAGUGCGCGCAGCACGUAUUGCCUUGUGCGGAACGGUGCGCGCGGGUGUCAUCGUGCCCCCGUCGCCCCGGCCUCAACCAAGCGUUCGCGGUGGCCUCCACGUCGACUUCGCCCUGGCCGCGCGCCGCCGCCGCGUGGCAGAACGAUGCGGCCGCCGACAUGCGGCCCGCGGCGUGCCCGUGCCAGCUAUGUUCGAGCGGCGUCACGGCCGCCGACCACCACCGCCAGCAGCAGGCCAGCCCGGCCGCGCUGGUCUCGCUGGAGCGCGAGUACGCGGCCGCCUUCCCGUACGGAGGCCCGCCGCACCAGCCGGCCAUGGAGGACCUCAAGCCCGUGGUGUCCUCGAGCCCUCCGCAACAGGUGGGGGGGCACACGAGCCUCCAAGGAGGCCAACACCACCACCAGCAGCAACCGCACCCGGGUCACGCGGCUGGUGGACACGGCGGCCACGGCGGCGGCAGUGCCUCCAAGAAGGACCUGGACCGCGUCAAGAGGCCCAUGAACGCGUUCAUGGUCUGGUCGCGAGGCCAGCGACGCAAGAUGGCGCAGGAGAACCCCAAGAUGCACAACUCGGAAAUCUCCAAGCGGCUAGGCGCCGAGUGGAAGUUGCUCUCGGAGGCCGAGAAGCGACCGUUCAUCGACGAGGCCAAGCGGCUGCGCGCGGUGCACAUGAAGGAGCACCCGGACUACAAGUACAGGCCCCGACGAAAGACGAAGACGCUGCUCAAGAAGGACAAGUACCCGUUGGCCGGUGGCUUGCUCUCGGCCGCCGACGCCGCUGCCGCCGCCGCCGUGCGGCCCGCCAGCGCACCGCAGGUGCCGCGCGACAUGUACUCCAUGAACGGCUACAUGCCCAAUGGCUACAGCCACAGCACUGCGGCUAUGAUGCACGAAGCGUACCAGGGCUACAGCUCGCAAGUCCCCUAUCCGCGCUACGACCCGCAGCUGCCCUACAUGAACGGCUCGUACGGCUCACCGAGCCCGUAUGCCUCGGUGCCCCAGAUGCAGCUCAAGUCAGGCGGCGCCGAGUCCAGUCCCACGCCGCCCCAGGGCUCGCCCGGAAACCCCCGCGGUCGCAGCGGCUGCACGCCCGACCUGCGCGACAUGAUCUCCAUGUACCUGCCGCAAGGGGGCGAAGCGACGGACCACAGGCUCGCCAUGCAGCACUACCAGCAGCAGCAGCAGCAGCUCCAACAGCAGCAGCAGGAACUGCAGUAGCGCACCGACGACCAGCCCGGUGAGUGCGGCCGACGUGUGACCACUGACUCUGUUCGCCCAUGGCAGACAACCACUGUACAUACACAGAUCUCGCAGGCAGAGUAACUCGCGCGCGGAAAAAAAAACGUGAGAGAAAAACGUGGUUUCUUCGAGUGUGUUUAUUUCCUUCGUUUUCUUCCCGGUAGAGCAGGCACCAAAUGCACGCCCGAAGGUAUCUCUCACGUUUUGCUCAGCUGUACCGCCAUGCUGCUGCUUCGUCAAGACCUCACGCGCGAUGUGGUUCGGUUGUGCGCCCGCGGAACAACUCGGGAACUCGGCGCGCUUGUGCGGGUGUUUUGUGCGUGUGUGAUUUACGCGUGCAGACUCAAUGCGGACAAAAAACAAAGAGAGAGGGUAGAAGACACGGUCGCGAAUACAGCGCGGAAAAAGAAAAGACUGCCCACUCGUCCACCUGCAAUGCGCGCGUCAAAUCCCAGCCGAGUCUCUCUUGAAACGCUCCUUUCUACUCGCUCAGUCAGCGCCGACGAAAGAAAGAAAAAGCUUCGUCAUCGUCGUGUACAACAAGCACAAGAGUCGGAGGAGACAGAGGCUGUAAGAGGAGGGCUUCACCGGCCGACACGCAGUCUGCACCAGCAGGUUCGUUAUCUCUCCAUGAUACAUUUUGUUCUCAUUUUUUAUUCGCUCGCCUCUGUCUCACUCAGUCGUUAUAACCCCAUCAUCUCCUCUGGCCGUGUGGACCCUCAUCCGCAGACGAAAAAUCGGCCAAGACAGUCUGUGUGUGUGCGUGCGAGAGACUCGAUUGUGUAUAGAAGAAGACAGAACACGAGGAACAAAAAUGACAAAAAAAUGCCUACCUGUUGUCGCGACCCGUGCCGCCCUUUUAUGCGCCCCGAGUUGCGGGCGAGGAAAAAAAAAAACCAUUUGUAAAUAGAUUGCACAUUCACUGUCACAUGAACCAUGCGCGCGACACGGUCAAAAAUAAAGAAUGACAACAGUGAAAAGAAAAAAAAGGCCUUCGAAUA
Molecule: messenger RNA, 2276 nt
Organism: Rhipicephalus sanguineus (brown dog tick)
Lineage: Eukaryota; Metazoa; Arthropoda; Arachnida; Ixodida; Ixodidae
Product: transcription factor Sox-2-like
Exons: 1
Coding region: 196-1254 (352 amino acids)
Biological process (GO): anatomical structure morphogenesis; cell differentiation; regulation of DNA-templated transcription
Molecular function (GO): RNA polymerase II cis-regulatory region sequence-specific DNA binding; DNA-binding transcription factor activity, RNA polymerase II-specific
Source: RefSeq, a predicted model, not a curated record